AGGCCUUCCAGAUACCAGCCAACUACAUGGAACUAUGACUUCAUCCAGUCCAUUACCAGCGUAACAUCACAGAUCGAAACAUAAAGGACUAGAGUUGAAGAAUUGAGAAGAGAAGUUCGACAACUUAUAACAUCUACAACUGAGCAAGUGGCUCAGUUGGAGCUCAUCGAUUCACUCGAACGUUUAGGUGUAGCCUAUCACUUUGAGAGUGAGAUUAGGCGAUCGCUAGAUGCCAUAUCCAUGAGCACUAGACAAUUUGAGGACCUCUACUCUUCUUCACUUUGGUUCAGUAUUCUGAGGAAACAUGGCUAUAAUAUUUCUGCAGAGUGUUUUAGUAGAUUUAGGGAACAGUCUAGCCAGUUCUCUGAGAAUCUUCAUGAGGACGUGAGAGGGUUGCUGAGCCUCUACAAAGCAUCACAAAUAGCCUGUGAAGGAGAAACUGUGUUGGACGAAGCUAUGGCCUUCUCUUCAGAGCAUCUUAGAGCAAGGAUAAGCCGCAUGGACCAGAGGAUGUCUCGACAGGUACAGCAUGCUCUGCAGGUUCCACUCCAUAGAAGGGUUCACAGGGUCGAGGCCCCAGAGCAUAUUGAGACAUUCGAGAGGAUGGACCGCAGAAGCCAAGCGCUUCAUGAGUUCGCUAGGCUGGACUUCAACAUCGUGCAGACAAUCCACCAAGGAGAGCUCAGGGAGUUAUCCAGGUGGUGGAGGGACUUGGGCUUGGGCGAGCACAUUAGCUUCACCAGAGAUAGGCUGGUGGAGAGCUACUUCAUGGCGGUGGGGAAGAUGCAUGAGCCACAGUUAUCACAAUACAGGAUGCAACUCCCCAAGGUCUCCUACUUGAUGGCCACCAUUGAGGUCAUCUUCGGCGAGCAUCAGUGGUGGAGGGACUUGGGCUUGGGCGAGCACAUUAGCUUCGCCAGAGAUAGGCUGGUGGAGAGCUUCUUCAUGGCGGUGUGGAAGAUGCAUGAGCCACAGUUCUCACAGUACAGGAUGCAACUCCCCAAGGUCUCCUACUUGGUGGCCAUCGUUGAGGUCAUCUUCGGCGAGCAUCAGUGGUGGAGGGACAUGGGCUUGGGCUAUCACAUUAGCUUCCCCAGAGAUAGGCUGGUGGAGAGCUACUUUAUGGCGGUGGGGAAGAUGCAUGAGCCACAGUUCUCACAGUACAGGAUGCAACUUGUCAGGGUCUCCUACUUGAUGGCCACCAUUUAG
Messenger RNA from Nymphaea colorata (pocket water lily), 1209 nucleotides. Its product is annotated as alpha-terpineol synthase, chloroplastic-like. The transcript is spliced from 6 exons. NCBI's taxonomy places the organism in Eukaryota, Viridiplantae, Streptophyta, Magnoliopsida, Nymphaeales, Nymphaeaceae. The annotation marks the transcript as partial. The record is from RefSeq and is a predicted model, not a curated record. Gene Ontology annotation, molecular function: terpene synthase activity; magnesium ion binding.